UUAAGUGAUGCAUGAAAAUCAAAGAAGAGGCUCUUUGUCGCCCUGUUUUUGGAAGUAGUUGCGUUCAAUUUGGCAAAAGGGACUUAAUGGAGUUGGCUCAUAGCUUGCUACUUAAUGAAGAAGCUUAUAAUCAGCUGAGUGAAAUCCAAAAGCCUGUGUUUAUUUUUGAAUGGCUGCGAUUCCUUGAGAAACUUUUGGUAGCUGCAAAUAAGUCUGAUAUAAAAGAGAAACAGAAGAAGCUUGUAGAGCAGCUUACAACUUUGAUAAAUAGCACUCCAGGUCCGCCAACUCGCAGACUGAUUGCCAAGAAUCUAGCAGCCCUUUAUAGCAUUGGAGACACUUUCUCUGUUUACCAAAUUGUGGAUAAAUGCCAUGAAAUCAUUCGCAGCAAAGAUGACUCACCAAGCUAUCUUCCAACUAAACUUGCUGCGGUGGCUUGCUUGGGCUCAUUGUAUAGUCAGUUAGGAAGGAUACUGGGAAAUACCUUUACAGACACUGUGGGAAAUCUUCUCAGAACAAUAAAACAUGCUGAGUCUCAGGGACGUUCUGAGGUUAUGCUAACUUUACAGAAGAUUCUCAGAGGUCAAGGUGCUUCUGCUGCUCCAUGUCACAGAGACAUCUACAAAGCUGCCCGUUCAUGCCUGACAGAUCGCUCAAUGUCAGUCCGUUGUGCUGCAGCAAAGUGUCUUCUAGAACUUCAGAAUGAAGCUGUAUUCAUGUGGACCACCGAACUGGAGAAUGUAGCUACAGUGUGUUUUAAAGCCUUUGAAGGUUCAACUUAUGACGUGCGGGUAGCAGUUUCAAGGCUCCUUGGCACUGUACUGGCUACGGCUGUAAUGCCUAAACAAAAUUCGGCAUCAUCUAGGGCGAAUAUUCGCCAGACUUGUCUACAGGAAGCACUGGAUCAUUUGGCCACUGGCUUUAUACGUGGAGGCUCUGGAUUCUUGCGUGCAAGUGGUGAUAUGCUAAAGGGGACGAGCUCUGUUAGCAGGGAUGUUCGAGUGGGAGUUACACAGGCAUAUAUUGCAUUUGUUUCUACUCUUGGAGGGCCAUGGCUGGAAAGGAACUUUUGUACUUUACUUGAGCAUAUUCUGGAGUUGGUGUCACAUCCAAAAGCUACACAGACACAGAUGGAUGCAGUCCUGUGCCGGCGAUGUGUGUCUUUUAUACUUCGAGCAACACUGGGACGCCUUCUAGGAGAGAGAGCUCAAAUUGCUGCAUCCAAAGAGAUAUGCCAGGCAGUUGGGAAACAAAAGAAAGCCAUAGAUGCUGAACUCAGUGAGAGUAAUAUAGAGAGUCGUGUUGGCACAACAGAUGUAGCUGCAAGCCAGCAUGUCCUUGUAUGCACAUUACAAGAGUUGGGCUGUCUUAUACGGAGCCUUGGCACUACUGCUGCACCCCUGAUUCAGGACUCCAGCACAGGACUACUGGAUACUGUUAUUUCAGUACUCCUUCAUCCUAGUGUUUCAGCUCGAUUAGCAGCUGCUUGGUGUCUGCGUUGUAUUGCUGUGGCACUUCCCUCAUAUGCAUCAGUACUUCUGGAUCGUUGUAUUGAACGGAUUGGUGCACUCAAGUCUUCUGCAGAAGCAAUGACUGGCUACAGCUUUGCUGUUGCAGCCCUCUUGGGAGCAGUUCAGCAGUGCCCAUUAGGAAUUCCUCAUCACAAGGGAAAGAUGGUUAUGGCUGCAGCAGAGGAUUUGCUACGUUCUGCAUCUCAGAAUAGCCGCACAUCAGUACAAAGGACACAAGCUGGGUGGCUUUUGCUGGCUGCACUUAUGACAUUAGGCUCUGCUGUUGUUUCUCACCAUCUUCCAAGAGUUCUGCUGUUAUGGCGAUGUAUGUUUCCACAGUCACCACAGGAUCUUGAAACGGAGAGAAGUCGUGGAGAUUCAUUUACAUGGCAGGUUACAUUGGAAGGACGUUCAGGUGCACUUUGUGCAAUGAAAAGCUUCAUUUGUCACUGCAAAAAUCUGCUCACUGACGAGAUCAUACAGAGAAUACUUCUGAUCUUCCCAAGUGCUGUCGCUUUGUUAACACAGUUGCCUUCAUUAAACAAAUCCUAUGGAAAUGCCUUAAAAAUUCCAUCCAUGGUUUACAGACAGAGACUGAAUGAGAUUUUGGCAUUACUACCACCAAAGAAAUAUGAUGAUAAUUGUAAUGCAGUUUUAAAAGAGCUGAUUGCUGACUUGACAGCAUAUGACAACCAAAUGAGUGCUGCUACUUUCCUUCUUCCAUCCCUUUGCCACCAAGAUGACUUAUCACUGUUGGGACCAUCACUACAAGAGACUGAUCAUCAGUUUAUUGAACAGCAGCUAAAAUUUGGCAAUAAUAUGGGAGUAGGAAGCUUGGAAUAUGACCCCUAUUCGAUAUAUGAGAAAGUGAGUGAAGAGGAUUUAGUGCCUAAACCUCCAUCCCCUGCUUUGUCCGUGAUGAAUGCUGCUGUUGGCCUUUUUGGAGUUAUUUUUUGUCAUGUGGCAGAUCACCAAAGAGCCCAGGUAUUGGAUCAACUUUCAGAGGCUGUGAAACAAGUGAAGGGAGCUCGACAGCAAAUUGUGCACCUAAAUGUGGUAUCUGCAUUUUGCAGUGCAUUGAAGUGUUCAGCUGCUAGCAGAGGUCUCUUGGAACCAGAAGAAGUAAGAAAACCUGCACUGGCAUUAGUGAUAAGUGCCUUGGAAAGUUCCAGUCCUUUAUUACGAUGUAUUGCUGCAGAAUCAUUAGCCCGAAUGGCACAAAUUGUUGCCGAUAGUGCCUUUACUGCUGGACUGGCACAAGCUAGUUUUGAAAAACUGAAAUCUGCUCGAGAUGUGACAUCACGCAUGGGUCAUUCUCUAGCACUGGGUUCACUUUAUAGAUAUGUCGGAGGAAUAGGCUCAGUCCAGCAUCUUAAUGCGUGUGUUGGAAUUCUUUAUACACUUUCGCAGGAUGGCAGUUCUCCUGAAGUUCAGACCUGGGCCCUUCAUUCUCUCUCUCUGGUAAUCGAUUCUGCUGGUCCUUUAUACCACAUCCACGUGGAGCCUACUCUUUCUCUUGUACUCCUGCUAGUGUUAACUGUGCCUCCUGCAUAUGCUGAAGUUCAUCAAAGUCUUGGUCGCUGUUUAAAUGCUUUAAUAACCACACUUGGUCCUGAACUGCAAGGUUGUGGGCCAGCAGUAGAAGCUUUAAGAACCUCCUGCCUGGUGGGCUGUGCUGUGAUGCAGGACAACCCUGACUGUCUGGUUCAGGCUCAGGCCAUUUCCUGUUUGCAACAGCUUCAUAUGUUUGCCCCACGUCACGUUAAUCUGUCCAGCCUUGUUCCCAGUCUUUGUGAGAUCUUGUUGGAUAAUUCUGUGUUGGUAAACCUUUGCAGUUCCUAUUUAUUGCUGAGGCGGGCUGUGGUAGCUUGCCUUCGUCAACUUGCACAGAGGGAAGCUGCAGAAGUAUCUGAACAUGCAGUAGCAUUGGCUAAGGACAACCCAGAAGGUUCUUUUGACAUUAAUAUCAGAGAAACAGGUCUGGAGGGGGCCUUAUUCACCUUGCUGGACAGAGAAUCUGAUCAGAAGUUACGUCAAGAUGUAGAAGAAACUCUGAGUCAUAUGCUGUCAGCUAUGGCUAUUGAUAAUCUUUCAUUCUGGUUAAAGCUGUGUAAAGACGUGCUUUCAGCUUCUGCUGAUUUUGCCACAUCAGCUGGUGUAGAUACCACACAGGAAGAAGAAGGAGACAGAGAGGAUGAUGAGACUGUAUUUACACCUGCAGAUGUUAAAGUCUCUCAUCCAUUCAUAAAUCCACGUUGGCCAACAAGAGUAUUUGCAGCAAAAUGUACUUGUCGAAUCAUCAACCAUUGUGAAACUGCAUCAUCUGACCACUUUAACUUAUCAGCUGCUCAGGAGAAGAAAGAGAAGGAUCCAAACUGUGAUUUUUUAGUGCUUCACUUAGGUGACCUUGUCCGCAUGGCUUUCAUGGCUGCCACUGACCAUAGUGAUCAGCUUCGGCUUUCAGGCCUCGAGACAUUGCUUGUUGUCAUCAAGAAAUUUGCAGCUGUUGCAGAACCAGAGUUCCCAGGACAUGUGAUUUUGGAACAGUAUCAAGCAAAUGUUGGAGCAGCACUACGACCGGCUUUCACUUCGGAAACACCACCUAAUGUUACAGCUAAAGCUUGUCAGGUUUGUAGUGCAUGGAUAGCAAGCGGUGUUGUAAGUGACCUUAAUGACCUUCGACGUGUUCAUCAGCUGCUUGCUUCCUCACUUGCAAAAGUGCAAGCUGGAAAAGAAGCCCAGGACCAGAUAUAUAAUGAGAGCACAUCAGCCAUGGAGACAUUAGCAGUAUUGAAGGCUUGGGCAGAGGUUUAUAUUGUGGCAGUAGAAGGACAAAAGAGACAAACCAGCAAGCAGAAUGAAGGUUUGAAGGUUCCAAGUUCCUUUGAUAACAUCUGUAAGGAUUCAAGUCUUUCAGCUGAUGGACUUCUUAGCUUGGUUCAGACAGAUCUGGGAGUAUUAAGCAAACUAUGGCUUUCUGCACUGCAAGAUUUUGCUCUCCUCACCUUACCUCCUCAUUAUGCCUCUCGUCUUCCUGUUGGAGGUGGCACAUUCUACACAGCAGAAACUAUAGAAAGUGCAAGACCACAUUAUUUUAAUUCCUGGGCUCCAAUUCUCCAUGCAGCAGCACUAUGGCUUAAUAACACAGGAUUUGUUCAACCGGACUCUGAUGACAGCACAGUGAACUUUUCCAGGCCUGUGACGCCAACUACCAUGGGUCAAGAUUCAACAUCUAUGUCAACUGUUAAAUCUCCAGAGGAUGUCAGUACUGAUAGAUUUUAUCUUAUACUGGGGAUCAGCAUAGAGUUCCUGUGCUUGCCACGUUCAGAUGAACCAAUGGAAAGCAUAAUUACGUGCUUACAUGCUUUGAGAGCACUGCUGGAUGUUCCUUGGCCACGUUCUAAAAUGGGGAAUGAUCGGGACUUAAGUGUAGAGCUGUUAAAUGUCUUGCACCGGUUAAUUUUGACAAGAGAGUCCCCUGCGAUCCAACUUGCUGUGCUCGAUGUUGUCAAACAGAUCCUUUAUGCAGCCCAGGAGCACGUGAAGGAAAAACGUAGGAGUGCUGAAGUUGAUGAUGGUGCUUCAGAAAAAGAGACUGUACCAGAGUUCGGAGAAGGCAGGGACACUGGUGGAUUGGUACCUGGAAAAUCACUGGUGUUUGCCAUGUUGGAGUUAUGUCUUUGUAUUCUUGUACGACAACUUCCACAACUGAAUCCAAAGUUGGCCAGUAGCCAUAUGAACAGACCUGGAAAACACUAUAUCUUGUCAGAAAGUGGAAGUCAGCUUGUCUGUAUUGCUUUAAGUAUCCUUGCUGAACUUCCUUCAGUAUGUUCACCAGAAGGAAGUAUUUCUAUUCUGCCUACAAUCCUUUAUUUGAUUACUGGAGUCCUGAGAGAAAUGACUUUAAAGAUGCCUGAUGGACAGGUAUCUUGUACAGUUCCAGCGGCUUUGCAGUCUCUUAAAAUGGUGGUAGCAUCCCCCAUGGCUAAAGAAGAGAAGAGUCAUAUUGCUUGGACUGCUUUGUUGCAAAGUGCUUUAGCUACAAUUUUGGGGUUGCUGAAAGAAGAUGAUACAGAUGAACCUGAAUGCGAUGAAAUUAGCUUGCUUACUGCUGUCACUGUUUUCAUAGUAACUGCUGGCCAAGAAGUUACUGCUGUAGAGUGCCUUCAAAAACAAAGUAUUGAAGCUUUUAAAAAAGCCCUUGCAUCAAAAGAAACAUUUGUGCUGAUGAAAUGCUACCAACUGAUGCUGUCCAUUUUCCAACAUCCAAAUAAAGCUGUGUCUUCACUUUAUAUACUGUCUUUGGCACCUACAAUUGUGAGGAAAUUUCAGGAUGUUGAGAAAAGAGGACCCGAUAGCUUUGCUGAGUUCCAGGCUAUUCAGGAAGGCAUAAAACUGAUGGAAGCUGUAAUUUCUGCAGCUGAUGAGCAGAAUAGAACUGCAUUAGUGGAAUGCCUCAUACCUAUUCUGCUGUGUUUUAUUUUGGAUGAGAAUGCCCUGAUUUCAGCUACAAAACCAGCACAAAACUUGCAUGAGUUUGCUUUACAAAACUUGAUGCGAAUUGGGCCACAAUAUUCAUCAGUCUUAAAAAAACUUAUGGCUACCUCUCCUGCACUGAAGACAAGGCUUGAAACUGCAGUUAAAGGUAAUCAGGAAAGCAUCAAAUCAAAGACAGCAGUAAAGCAGUCCAAGGUGCCUGGGAAGGGUUCUCCAAGCAUUCAGCUCAAGACCAACUUUCUCUGACUUGUGUCAUAAUAUCACAGUGUUUGUAAUGAUACAAAUCUGAUUGUGUUUUUUUUUGUCAUCUGCAUUGUCUUGUAUUAAAGAGUUGAUUGCAUGUUUAAAAAUUCAUCCAAAUGGCAUUUUGAAACACUGAUAGAACUCCGAGUAGGAUAUUGUAAAUGUUUUUCUUUUUUCAUCUGUACCCUCUUUCGGGGAGCACUAAUGAUAGCUUAUUUUUUUAACUUCUUUAAAUUAUUAUAGAAUUAUUUUAACCAUAGACAGCACUCUUGUUUCAUGUUAUUUCUUCUACUGUCUAACCUUUCCUUUGCACCCUCCCUGAAUGAAGUCGUUUGACUUUUUUUUAAACUGUUUCUUAUACUUUGUCCUGAUCAUGGGUUGCCCAUUCUUUGAAGUGUUCCUAUGAGAGAUUGAUCAUAUUGCUGAUGUCCUCCCCUCCUCCACCACCAGUUUAACAUUCUCAGAUAUAUGUUUGGAUAGCGAAUGCAAUGCGUGAGUUUCUUUCUGCCAACAUGCCCACAGUGGACCAAACAGGGGCGUUCCUACCAUUGAUGGCAUCACAAGACUUGCCAUGGUUUAACAGUCCAGCAGCAUGUCCCGUAGAUGUCACCUGCCUGGCUUUCAGGUGUCUGAUAUUUCAGGUCAUAGGUGUAGCUGGAGGGUAAAGUGCAUACAUCACAGUCUUCCCUGCCACUGAAAUGGCCAUUAUUUUAUUCAUUUUAAGGUGGGAGAAGGAAUUAUGAUUCCAUUAUCAGCCUGAAAAUUGCUGCUACAGCUGCUAUAGUCUCCUUUAGUGCCUUCUUAGGGUUAAGGCUUUACUGUUGGUAAGUAAUGAUACUUGGCCUAAUAAGUUUAUAGGGCUUCUUAGUGAUUAGGACAUCUUUACUAUAGAGAUGACACUCGUUAUGCUGCUUGAGUGUUUCUGCAAAAAAAAAAAAUACUUUUUAGCAGUUGCUUUACACUGCAACAGUAUUCUUACAUAAAGCACUGCAAACCAGUUUCAAGAACUCAGUACAGGAUUAUGACAUUUUAAGAAAAGAAAAUGUAAUGUCAGAUCCUUAAUUUCCUUUCUUAACCUUUGUGGUUGCCAUGAGUAAAUGUGCUUAUGAAGUAGGAACAUCAAGUACAAAUGAUGUACGCUAACUACACUCAUGCCUGUAUUUUACAGCCAAAAUAAACUGUAGAGAUUUAACUACUUAAAUUAUUGCUGUGUACCACUAAAAGCACAUAUGAAAUUAAUUUCACUGACAGGUUGCACUGUUAUUUUGUAAAUACUAAUUCUGCAGUUUUUGGUCUACAUAAAGUUAACACAGUAAAGUUCCAGCCUGUAUAAUAAAAUGUAACUAAAAUAUUUUUUUUCUUAUUUGAGGAUGGCACUAAUAUCUAGCAAAGUUGUUCUUCCGGUUAUCUUCAUGCAUGUUGUUUACAGUCUUCCUGUAUAUUUGUAAGUACUGCUACAUUCUUUCUCAGUUUGCCUUUCUCCAGUGAACAUCCUUUUUGUAAAAUUUCACUAGCUUCCCCUGUUGAAUUUGGCAGUUUGCUAAUAAAGAUGAAUGUUGUUCAAAGAAGUACCAGCUAAGAUGCCCAGAGAAAGUUCCAACCUUUAACAGGAGUGUAUUUUAUUAAAGCUUUUUGCUACAUUUUAUUUUUAUGACGUAUUUAAGCUUAAAUAUUAAGUCUACUCCUUUGUUAACAAGACUUGUAUAGUUUGGCACUGGGGACUUUUCACAUUUACAGAUUAUUUUCAUAUAAAAUGCAGACAGCUGCUGUAAAUAUCUAACCACAAAAGCCCAUUUUCUAGCUGUAACAGGAUUCUGUUAAUUUCAUGAUGCUGUUCUGUUUAUAUGAUAUUAAUAAUAAUAAUAAUAAUAUACCAAACACUGUGUCAAAGUGGAUCCAGUAUUUUCUAACAAAAGUCUAGCUCUGUAGAAUGUUUAACCUGGUCUCAGAGUUGGCAAGCACACUUGGCUUAGGAAGUGAUUGUAAUGUGUACUGUAUUUUUUAUUUACAAUAAUUGUACAUACUUCUGUAAAAUGUAUAAAUUUAAUAGUCUGAGUGAAAUUCUAACAUAUAAGAUGUUUUUCUAAUUUACUUAAAUAAAGUUGAUUUGUGCAUUUGUA
This is a messenger RNA of Protopterus annectens (West African lungfish), 8371 nucleotides long. RefSeq names its product HEAT repeat containing 5A (gene HEATR5A). Gene Ontology annotation, biological process: intracellular protein localization; endocytosis; retrograde transport, endosome to Golgi. The transcript has 36 exons. Lineage: Eukaryota; Metazoa; Chordata; Ceratodontiformes; Protopteridae. The coding region runs from base 12 to 6254 and encodes 2080 amino acids. Gene Ontology annotation, cellular component: Golgi apparatus; endocytic vesicle; membrane. The record is from RefSeq and is a predicted model, not a curated record.